AUGAGUUUUUUACGCAUAUGCACAAUAGUUUUAAUAUUAAACCACAUAAGAAUUGAUGCACUUUUUGAGUUCAAUAAUGUCAAGUGUCGUGUGUUUGAUCGCAGUUAUUCGACAUUUAACUAUUGCUUUUUGCGUUCCGUUAAUCGCACCUACAAGUAUCUGACUAUACACAGCCAUAUAUACAAAUAUCCUGUGGAUAAUGCUACAGUGCAAUUUAAUUUGGCAAAACGCGAGACAAAACAGCUGUAUAGAUAUUUGAAUGCCACACUGGAUGUGUGUAAAUUUUUAAAAUAUCGCAGCAAUCCGUUUGCCAAUUUUAUAUUUAGCACUUUUCAGCAUUACACGAAUGUAAAUCAUACGUGUCCAUAUGAUCACGAUCUGGUGCUCAAUAAGCUGCCGGUGCAUUAUGUGAAUAACGUGGUCCAAAAUGUUUUACCCGAUGGUCGCUAUGUGCUUACGAGCAUCUGGCAAUCAUAUAAAAUAGUACGCGCUGAGAUCUCUGUCUACUUUACUAAAUCUUAAUA
Drosophila busckii is the source of this 524-nucleotide messenger RNA. RefSeq lists its product as uncharacterized. The coding region runs from base 1 to 522 and encodes 173 amino acids. Lineage: Eukaryota; Metazoa; Arthropoda; Insecta; Diptera; Drosophilidae. The record is from RefSeq and is a predicted model, not a curated record. The transcript is spliced from 4 exons.